Malassezia sympodialis ATCC 42132 is the source of this 888-nucleotide messenger RNA. RefSeq lists its product as uncharacterized. The record is from RefSeq and is a predicted model, not a curated record. Gene Ontology annotation, cellular component: nucleus; cytoplasm. NCBI's taxonomy places the organism in Eukaryota, Fungi, Basidiomycota, Malasseziomycetes, Malasseziales, Malasseziaceae. Gene Ontology annotation, molecular function: RNA binding.
AUGUCGGUUGUGAACUCGAACCCGUUCCAGCUGCUGGGUGUGGACGGCGCGGAGGAUGCGCCUGCUCCUGCUCCGGCUGCCCCUAAGACCGAGUCGGCUCCUCGCACUGUGCCUGGUGCGCCGCAGUCGGCAGGCGGUGUGAAGGCGCCGGAAGCUGCUGACCCGGUUGAACAGCGUGACUCUCGUGCUGUGUCCCGUGCGCGUGGUGAACGUGGCCCCGGCCGUGGCACCGGCCGUGGUGGCCGCGGCGGCCGCGGCGGUCGUGGCUCGGGUCGUGGCCGUCAGUUCGACCGUCACUCUGGCACUGGUCACGAAGACACUGCCAAGACUGUACGUCAGGGCUGGGGCGAUUCCAACCCCGAAGAAACUCUUAAGAUUGAGGAGGGCGCCAAAGAGGAUGCUGAGAAGGACAAGCAGGCGCCUGAGCCCAAGCCUCAGGUCGACGAAGAGGAGGAUGAGAAGACCCUCACUCUGGACCAAUACCUGGCCAAGCAGGCCGAAAAGCGUUCGUCUAUGACGGCGCAGCCUGCUCCCCGCCCUGUGGAGGCUGAUGAAGCCUCGUACGGCCAGCGCCUCGAGCGCAGUGAGGGUGAGUCGUACUUUGCCGGCACCGAAAAGAAGGCCGCGGCCCCCAAGCCCCGCAAGGAGACCAAGCAGAGCAUCGAGAUUGAGCCUGUGUACACCCAACCCCAGCGUAGCGAGCGUGGCGCUCCUCGUGGCGGUCGCGGCGGUGCCCGUGGCGGUCGCGGCGGCCGUGGUGACAACCGUGGCGCUCGUGGUGGUGCCCGCGGUGGUGCUCGUGGUGGCGCUCGUGGUGGCCGUGGUCCCGCCUCCCAGGGCCCUACCGUGAAUAUCGCGGACGAGCAGGCCUUCCCUAGCCUGAGCUAA